Cololabis saira (Pacific saury) is the source of this 2327-nucleotide messenger RNA. It is a transcript of the gene rhbg, whose product is annotated as Rh family B glycoprotein. Lineage: Eukaryota; Metazoa; Chordata; Actinopteri; Beloniformes; Belonidae. Gene Ontology annotation, biological process: ammonium homeostasis; ammonium transmembrane transport. The record is from RefSeq and is a predicted model, not a curated record. Gene Ontology annotation, molecular function: ammonium channel activity. The transcript has 10 exons. Gene Ontology annotation, cellular component: plasma membrane. Bases 188 to 1573 code for a protein of 461 amino acids.
AAACACACAACAGGCUCUUGGGUUUGUCUGGGAGCUUCUCACACACACACCAGCCUCUGGUCUCUGCGCUGAGGACACCCCAGUGUCUGUUGGUGAGAGAGAGCCUGUGUGUCCAAGUUUUCUGUGCUGGAUUUCUCACCGACAAGUCUCCCUAAGCCUCCUCUCCUCAGCUCACUGGGAAGGAACCAUGGCAGACGCAGCAACCAACAUGAGGGUGAAGCUGCCGCUCACCUGCUUCAUCCUGGAGAUCAUCCUCAUCAUCCUUUUUGGUGUGCUGGUGCAGUACGACCACGAGACAGAUGCAAAGGCAUGGCAUGACAGGAAUACAACUCACCAUUCUUCUGAAUAUGACAAUGACUUCUACUACCGCUAUCCAAGUUUCCAGGAUGUGCAUGUGAUGAUCUUCGUUGGUUUCGGCUUCCUCAUGACCUUCCUUCAGCGCUACGGCUUCAGCAGCGUGGGCUUCAACUUCCUCAUCGCAGCUCUCGCCCUGCAGUGGGCCACGCUGAUGCAGGGUUUCUUCCACGGCAUGCACGGAGGGAAGAUCCAUAUUGGGGUGGAGAGUAUGAUCAAUGCUGACUUCUGUACCGGUUCUGUGCUGAUCUCAUUCGGGGCUGUUCUGGGUAAAACCAGCCCCGUCCAGCUGCUGGUCAUGGCCAUGUUUGAGGUCACACUGUUUGCUGUCAAUGAGUUCAUUUUGCUGACCCUUCUCGGCACCAGGGAUGCUGGAGGCUCCAUGACCAUCCACACUUUUGGAGCCUACUUUGGCUUGAUGGUGACUCGAGUCUUGUUCCGGCCCAACUUGGACAAGAGCAAACACAAGAACUGCUCCGUUUACCACUCUGACCUGUUCGCCAUGAUUGGUACCCUUUACCUGUGGAUGUUCUGGCCCAGCUUCAACUCAGCCAUCACAGCUCAUGGAGACGACCAGCACCGCACAGCCAUGAACACCUACUACUCCCUGGCCGCCUGCACCCUCUCCUCCUACGCCAUGUCUGCCCUCACAGCUCACGACGGCAAGCUGGACAUGGUCCACAUUCAAAAUGCUGCCCUGGCUGGAGGAGUGGCCGCAGGAACGGCUGGUGAAAUGAUGCUGACGCCUUUCGGCUCCAUGAUCGUCGGUUUCUUGGCCGGCAUCAUCUCUGUUCUGGGAUUCAAGUACCUCUCACCCGUCCUGGAGUCAAAGCUGAAAAUCCAAGACACCUGCGGGGUUCACAACCUGCACGGCAUGCCCGGGAUCCUGGGAGCCAUCGUGGGAGCCGUCACUGCUGCCCUGGCAACCAGGGACAUUUAUGGAAAUGGUUUGGAAGACGUUUUCCCUGACGUAGCAGAAGGUCGACCUGCAGCCACACAAGGAGGGAUUCAGGCUCUGUCUCUUGCCAUCACGCUGGGCAUCGCUCUGCUGGGAGGGCUGAUCGUUGGUUUCAUUUUGAAGCUGCCCAUGUUUGGAGCACCGAGUGACAGCGCCUGCUUUGAGGACAGCAUCUACUGGGAGGUACCCGGGGAAGAGGAAAGUCACGAGGAACAGCUGACCGCUGUGAGGACAGAAGAGGCUGAGAAGCUCAAUGCUUAAAUGUACAACACAGACCUCCAGAAAGAUGGACACACACGCUGAGGUUUAAAAAUACCAGCAUUUGAGAACCUUCAGGUUACACAAAAAUUACAAUUUGCCCAUAUUGUGCUCUUGUCUGCGGACAUAAUUUAUGGGCAUUUGUUUCGUUACAUGUAAAAACAUUUAAUGUUAUUUUUAUUUUUUUUGAUUGUCUAAACUUGAAAUAUUGUCUUUUGCGAGACAUUGACAACUUCAACCACUAGAGGUCGCUCUGCAGCUAAGUUACUCUUUUUCAAAGCCUGCGAGGCUGCAACAAGAAAAUUAUUGGACUACAACAGAAAAUGUUUUGUAAUUGUCCCACAAUCAAAGACAUGAUACUGAAUUUGAUUUUAAACCAAAGACUAACAUCUCAAUCUUAAUGAUUUAAGUUGGAAACAGAAACUAUUAACGGGUUACAAUUUCAAGUGGGCUAUACUUUUUUUUUAUUGUCUUUAUUCAAAAAUUGAUUUCAUACAUACAUUUGAUGUUUAUGGUUUAUAUAUUAUCUCCUAACACUUCAGGUUUGGGAUUUUCUGCAAUUUGAAUAUUUAAUAUCAACAUAUAAAAAAGAUGCCAUCACGUUAGUUAUGUACAUAUUACAUUAUUAUUUGCAUGUUUGGACCCUUGAGAAAAAGUUAAAUAGAUUUAGAUCGGCCUAGAAUUACAUGAUAAAACAUGAAAGUUGUAGUCACUGUUGUUGUUGGUUGUUUUUAGCAAAAUAAAGUGUUCAAAAGCA